AAACGUUUGCAUCAAUCGCAGGUGCAAGGUCCUCCCACUCUCUAACGGAAAACACUUUCCCAUCUUCCCAUCACACACACCAUAUAUUCUCUUUCUCUCUCUCUCUCUCUUUCUUCUUCCUCUCUUCAUUUAUAUAUAUCUAUCUAUAUAUUCUUUACUAUAUACUUUAUCUCUUAAUUAUAUAUCUUUCUUCAUUCCUUCUUUGCUUUAUUAACAUUCUUUCAUAUAUAGCAAAUUAAGGGAAAGGAAGAAGAUUUAGAGAAGGGGAUUAAUAGGGGAGGGGGAGAUUACUGAAUAUAUAUAAUUAAAUCAAAUCAAAAUUAAACCCCCACCACUUAGCCUAUCUUUAUUAUUUUAUAUUAUUGAAGAAUUAGGGCUUUUUGUAUUCUUUGUUUUUGUUAAUUGUGGAAUUAGGGUUACAAAAAAAUGUGUACUAGAGGACAUUGGAGACCAGCUGAAGAUGAGAAGCUUAGGGAGCUGGUGGAACGCUAUGGACCUCAUAAUUGGAAUGCCAUAGCUGAGAAGCUUCGUGGAAGAUCAGGGAAAAGUUGUAGGUUAAGAUGGUUCAAUCAAUUGGACCCAAGAAUAAAUAGAAACCCGUUCACAGAGGAAGAAGAAGAACGGCUUUUAGCAUCUCAUAGUAUUCAUGGAAAUAGAUGGUCAGUGAUUGCAAGACACUUCCCUGGAAGAACUGAUAAUGCUGUGAAGAAUCAUUGGCAUGUGAUGAUGGCAAGAAUACGCAGAGAAAGAUCAAAAGUUUAUGCAAAACGACCACUUCAUCAUAGAACAUUUUUUUCUCCAAACCUUCAACAACAACAACAACAAGAGGAUCAUGAUGAUGAGACAACAAACUUUGACACAAAAAAUAAUAUAUCAUACUGUCUUGUUGACAAGUUUCAUGGAAAAUAUAGCUACCCUGCUUGUCUCACUUAUGCUACUUUCCAACUUCCUAACAAGUUUCACUUUCAAGGUCCAACUUCUUGUGCUACAUUGCUUCAAGAAAGAAGUCAAUCAAUUGAGUUCUAUGACUUUCUUCGAGUAAACACAGAUUCCAACAAGAGUGAAGUGAGUAACAGCAAUGGCAAAAAGGAAGAUGAAGAAGUGAAUCAAGAUCCUGUGGGGCAUCACAGCAAGGAUGGAAUUCCAUUUAUUGAUUUUUUGUCUACUCAAAGUUCCUAACACCAUUGCAACUAAUAAGACAUAAGAGUACCACUUUGUAUCAAUUAUAAACCCUAACUAGAACACAAUCAAGACCUUUAAAUCCUUUCAUGCAUGCAUGUAACUGCUGCAAUCACAGGAAUUGAUGUAUUUAAUAUACUACACUAGUACACUCACAUUACAACGUGUAAAAAGUAUGUUGUGAUCUUAAGAACUUCAUUCUAUAUACGAUAUGGCAACAUUAUCAUUCAAACUGAAGAAAAUUAGAAAUUCUAU
Messenger RNA from Arachis stenosperma, 1434 nucleotides. Its product is annotated as transcription factor MYB54-like. Lineage: Eukaryota; Viridiplantae; Streptophyta; Magnoliopsida; Fabales; Fabaceae. Gene Ontology annotation, biological process: regulation of DNA-templated transcription. The record is from RefSeq and is a predicted model, not a curated record. Bases 427 to 1179 code for a protein of 250 amino acids. Gene Ontology annotation, cellular component: nucleus. The transcript is spliced from 3 exons. Gene Ontology annotation, molecular function: DNA-binding transcription factor activity, RNA polymerase II-specific; RNA polymerase II cis-regulatory region sequence-specific DNA binding.